Lampris incognitus (smalleye Pacific opah) is the source of this 671-nucleotide messenger RNA. It is a transcript of the gene nmu, whose product is annotated as neuromedin U. Gene Ontology annotation, molecular function: neuromedin U receptor binding. The transcript is spliced from 9 exons. Lineage: Eukaryota; Metazoa; Chordata; Actinopteri; Lampriformes; Lampridae. The coding region runs from base 1 to 489 and encodes 162 amino acids. Gene Ontology annotation, biological process: regulation of smooth muscle contraction. The record is from RefSeq and is a predicted model, not a curated record.
AUGAAGAGGACCUCCCAGGGCCAAACGCACCUCCUCCCUCCUCAGCGCGGCGGCAGCGCCGCUGCCACGACCCCGCUCAGCACCGCCAGCCUCGUGCUCACGCUCCUCAUCCUAGCCCUCCCGAUCUGCAAAAGUGCUCCAGCACAACUCCAACAUCCCACCACAGAUCAGCAUCGGCUCCUCAGUCAGAUCGACGACGUGUGUGCAUCCUACCUCUCUGCAGACCUGCCAUUUCCAGCAUCUGGUGACUUAGGGAAACUCUGUGUGUUGAUGCUUGUUCAGAAGUCAAAGGAGCUGAGAGUGAGAGAAAAUAGGAAAAGGACUUCUGCUGUGUUGCACCCUCUCCUGCAGCUAGUUCCUCAGCUCCGUACCAGAAGAGAGAGAAGAGUCUCAGUGCGCGAUGACCUUCAGGGACCUGGGGGAAUCCAGAGCAGAGGGUACUUCUUAUAUCGGCCAAGAAAUGGACGACGAUCCCUAGAUUAUGAGUGAAUGAGAGACUCUCAACUUACCGUACAGAGAUGACAUCGAGCAUGAGACCUGAACCACUGCACAAACAAUGGCUGAUACACACGUCAGCCACUGCCCCUGUCACUGUUGUAGUAAUGUCUGAAUGUACACCAAGAACAAUAUCGAAUUACUGUUUGUCUGUUUAUUCAGAUUUCCUUUUUGUG